AUGGCUGCAAUCAAGAAUAUCCUCAUGAAGCUCUCGCCUGCGGCGAAAAAGAGCGAAGAUGGACGCGACAUGUUCUCGAACCGCAUCCAAUUCGUUCUCUGUGCCAUGGGCGGUGCCGUUGGUCUCGGCAACCUGUUGCGCUUCCCAUCCGUCGUGUACAACAACUACGGUCUCCAAUUCUUCAUCCCGUACCUGAUCGCGCUCUUCUUCGUCGCUUUGCCAGUCCUGGUCCUCGAGAUCUCCCUCGGAAGCGUUUACCGUGGUGGCCCGGUUCUCGCGUGGCACAGCAAUAACAAGCGCGCCAAAGGCAUUGGUCUAGCGGUCGUCUUCAAUGGCUACGUUGUUGUUACUUACUACGUUCCCCUCCUAGCAUGGAUCAUGAAGUACUUCUCCCGCAGUUUUCAAAGCCCCCUGCCAUGGAAAGACCAGGACCUCAGCGAAUACUUCGCCAACGUCAUCGUUGCCAACACGGACGCAGCUUCAACUGGUAGCUUCAAUCCCGAUGGCAGCGUCGCUUCGUACACUCAAUACGUCGGGACUGGUAUGCUCGGAGAGACGGCAGGUUGGGCCAUCUUCACCUGGUUCGUCACCUGGUUGUGCGUCUUUAGGGGUGUCGGUAUGACCGGGCGCGUAAUCUACGUUACCAUGGGUCUCCCGCUGGUUCUCAUCAUCAUCCUCAUCGGCCGUGGAGUCUCGCUGCCUAAUGCUGGAGAAGGCAUCAAGUUAUACUUUGCAACAUGGCGCACCAGUGCACUUGAGAGCCCUCAGAUCUGGCAAGCGGCUUUCGGUCAGAUCUUCUUCUCCAUUGGUGUUGGCUUUGGAUACUUCACAUCUUGGGCGUCCUACUGCUCGGCGCACUCCAAUGCCGUGCAAGAUGCUCUUAUCAUUGCUUUCAGCAACUCCGCUGUUGAAGUCAUCGCUGCUUUCUCAGUCUUCGGAGUUAUCGGCUAUCUUGGCAUUGAUCCCUCGAGCGGCACGCAGCUCGGUACCUUCGUCACAGGAUUCAUCACGUAUCCUGAGGCUCUUGCUCAGAUGCCAGGUGCUCCGUUCUUCUCCGUCGUCUUUUUCUUCACCCUUUUCCUCCUCGGUCUCACAUCCGCCUUCUCCCUCCUCGAAGUCAUGACUACCCUCAUCAUGGACACGAACUGGGGCCGCAAACUUCCUCGCUGGGCUGUCUGCACCAUUGUCACUAUCAUCUCUGCUCUCAUUUCCCUGAUCUAUUGCACUGAGUUUGGUCUGCAAGCUUUGGAUGCAGUCGACACCUACGUCAAUGACAUCGCUCUCUUCUUCACAGUCUGGUGCGAGACAUUUGCAGCAACAUCACUCUACCGCUGCCGCGACGUCGCCCACCAAGUCGGCUGGCCCGCAUACCUCAUCUUCACCAUCGGUUUUGGCGUUGCCCAGGGCCUUGGCAUCCGCGUCGCAUACGGAUCGACACCAGGAACUGGCGCCGGUGUCGGUUUCGCCUUUUUCAUCCUCAGCUCUCUCAUCGCGGUCUUCGCAGCCCGAACACCUGCCAUUCCCGGCCCACGAUUCUUCGGUAAAAGCGCAUUCAUGAGCCGCUUCUGGUGGGUCGCUUUCUACCCUGGACACCAGCUUACCCGGGACAUGAAUGUGUUUAUUGGCGUGGGAAAGAACUGGAACAUCCCCUUUUACUGGGCUGUUAUCAUGAAGUACAUCUCCGGUCCCAUCCUCGCUAUCGUCCUCUCCUUCGCCUACCCCAAGUUCACACAACAACAUAUGUUCGACCCCAUCAUGAUCUACGGUUUCAGCAUCGUGCAUCUCGUCGUACCAACCAUUGUUCUGGGUCUAUUAAUGCCAUCGUGGUUCAACUGGAUCAUCCCUUCUGAGAAGAUUCUUCUCGGCGACAAGCCAGUUGCGCCUCUGGAAACGAUUGACAACACGAACGCGAUUAUGGCGAUAGCCAGCGAGGAGACUGGAGCGGCGCCACCGUACGAGGAGCCUAAGAUGAUGGAGACGAAGUCGACGAAGGUUUGA
Alternaria arbusti is the source of this 1998-nucleotide messenger RNA. RefSeq lists its product as uncharacterized. The transcript is spliced from 6 exons. NCBI's taxonomy places the organism in Eukaryota, Fungi, Ascomycota, Dothideomycetes, Pleosporales, Pleosporaceae. Bases 1 to 1998 code for a protein of 665 amino acids. Gene Ontology annotation, cellular component: membrane. The record is from RefSeq and is a predicted model, not a curated record. Gene Ontology annotation, biological process: sodium ion transmembrane transport.